Messenger RNA from Drosophila serrata, 2395 nucleotides. RefSeq names its product pre-mRNA splicing factor crn (gene crn). Lineage: Eukaryota; Metazoa; Arthropoda; Insecta; Diptera; Drosophilidae. Gene Ontology annotation, biological process: mRNA splicing, via spliceosome; spliceosomal complex assembly. Gene Ontology annotation, molecular function: protein binding. The record is from RefSeq and is a predicted model, not a curated record. Gene Ontology annotation, cellular component: post-mRNA release spliceosomal complex; precatalytic spliceosome; U2-type catalytic step 2 spliceosome.
AUGUAUAAUCAUCGAUAGUUGUAAAAAACAUCGAUAUUUCUCCACCCAUAAUAUGCUGCCGGAGUCGGUCACACUGCUGCUGCUGGCAUUAUUUAUAUUUUUGCAAGUUUCGAUUAUAGCUUCAUUUUUGUAAUUUAUUGAGUUGGAAAGGAAAUACAUAAGCUAUGGAGCGGCCCCAAAAGAUGCCCAAGGUGGCCAAGGUGAAGAACAAGGCACCGGCGGAGGUGCAGAUUACGGCGGAGCAGCUACUCCGUGAGGCCAAGGAACGCGACUUGGAAAUCCUGCCGCCGCCGCCAAAGCAAAAGAUCUCCGAUCCUGCCGAGCUGGCCGAUUACCAGCAGCGCAAGCGAAAGACAUUUGAGGACAAUCUGCGUAAGAACCGCAUGGUCGUCAGCCACUGGAUCAAAUAUGCGCAGUGGGAGGAGCAGCAGCAGGAGAUCCAGCGGGCGCGCUCCAUUUGGGAGCGGGCGCUGGACAACGAGCACCGGAACGUGACGCUCUGGCUAAAGUACGCUGAGAUGGAGAUGAAGAACAAACAGGUGAACCAUGCCCGCAACCUGUGGGAUCGUGCCGUUACCAUAAUGCCGCGCGUCAACCAGUUCUGGUACAAGUACACCUACAUGGAGGAGAUGUUGGAGAACGUGGCCGGGGCGCGGCAGGUAUUUGAGCGCUGGAUGGAGUGGCAGCCGGAGGAACAAGCCUGGCAGACGUACGUGAAUUUCGAGCUGCGCUACAAGGAGAUCGAUCGAGCGCGCGAGGUCUAUGAGCGCUUCGUCUAUGUGCAUCCGGACGUCAAGAACUGGAUCAAGUUCGCUAAGUUCGAGGAGUCCCACGGCUUCAUCCAUGGCGCGCGGCGUGUCUUUGAGCGGGCGGUGGAAUUCUUCGGGGACGAGUACAUCCAGGAGAGACUGUUCAUUGCAUUUGCCCGCUUCGAGGAGGGCCAGAAGGAGCAUGACCGGGCGCGCAUUAUCUACAAAUACGCGCUGGACCACCUGCCCAAGGACCGAACCCAGGAGCUAUUUAAGGCCUAUACCAUACACGAGAAGAAAUACGGCGAUCGGGCUGGCAUCGAGGACGUGAUCGUUUCCAAGCGCAAGUACCAGUACGAGCAGGAGGUGGCCGAAAAUCCCACCAACUACGACGCCUGGUUCGACUACCUGCGCCUCAUCGAGGCGGAGGGUGAGCGCGACCAGAUCCGCGAGACGUACGAACGUGCCAUUUCGAAUGUGCCGCCGGCGAACGAGAAGAACUUCUGGCGGCGCUACAUCUAUCUGUGGAUCAACUACGCCCUGUACGAGGAGCUGGAGGCUGAAGAUGCGGAGCGCACGCGCCAAAUAUACAAAACCUGCCUGGAGCUGAUACCGCACAAGCAGUUCACAUUCAGCAAGCUGUGGCUGCUCUACGCCCAGUUUGAGAUCCGCUGCAAGGAGUUGCAGCGGGCGCGCAAGGCCCUUGGCCUGGCCAUUGGUAUGUGUCCGCGCGACAAGCUCUUUCGCGGCUACAUCGACCUGGAGAUCCAGUUGCGCGAGUUUGAACGCUGCCGGCUGCUGUACGAGAAGUUCCUGGAGUUCGGACCAGAAAACUGUGUCACAUGGAUGAAGUUCGCAGAGCUGGAGAACCUCCUGGGCGACACGGAGCGGGCGCGGGCCAUCUUCGAGCUAGCGGUGCAGCAGCCGCGUCUGGACAUGCCGGAGCUGCUUUGGAAGGCGUACAUAGACUUCGAGGUGGCCCUGGGCGAGACGGAUCUCGCCCGGCAGCUCUACGAGCGGCUGCUAGAGCGCACACAGCACGUGAAGGUCUGGAUGUCAUUUGCCAAGUUCGAGAUGGGCCUCAACCAUGGUGACAGUGGCCAGGACGCCGAGCUGAACAUGCGACUGGCGCGGCGCAUUUACGAGCGCGCCAACGAGAUGUUACGCCAGCUGGGCGACAAGGAGUCGCGUGUCCUGCUGCUGGAGGCCUGGCGUGACUUUGAACGGGACGCAGCCUGCGAUAAUCAGGCGUUGCAGAAGGUGCUGGACAAGAUGCCGCGUCGCAUCAAGAAACGGCAAAAGAUUGUCUCAGACGAUGGCGUCGAGGAGGGCUGGGAGGAGGUCUUCGAUUACAUCUUCCCCGAGGACGAAAUGGCUAGGCCCAAUCUCAAGCUCCUGGCCGCUGCCAAGAUGUGGAAGAAAAAGAAGGACGUCACGGAGGACGACGUACCUGCUGUACCUGCUAUUUCAUCGGAUCCAGAGCCAGUAGCAUAUGGUGAGGCUGAAGAUGCGACAACUGGCAACGACUGAUCCACAGUCUCUGGCAUUCCAUCAUGCAAGAAAAGCACGUCCUUGGUCCGUCACGAAUAAAGUUGAAUCGAUUAAAGACAGCACAAUGUGUCUAUUAAACGGUGAUGUUCGCUGUA